AUGGUGUACGACUGGGCAGGGAAGCGGGACAUCUGCUUCCAGAUGUACAUCCAGGAAAAGAAGGGUCUGGAGGAGAUCAUGGAGUUCAUGAGGACCGCUUAUCAGUUUUCCCCGAGUAAGCGUGCCUUCCAGACUCAGUUCAAACGAUGGGGUUUCCCUUCGAAGCAGAACCCAGCCCAUAAGAAUGUCGAACUUGUCGCUCGAGUUCAACAGCUAUGGGAGCAGAAUACCAACCAGCGUGAUAUGCUUCGAGUCUUGAAUGAGGAAGGCUUCGUGAUUAAAGAACGAGAGUUAAUGCGCGUGCGUGCGAAAAACCGGUGGCUUCUUCGAGUUCCCAACGGCAUGAAAUCCCAAGCGAACAACCCUGCAUUGCACGAGACACAACCGGAGGACGAAGGCUUGUUGGCCCUACAGCAAGAGGUCUACAAACAAGAUACAAUUUUGGAUGGUGCCGAGCCUCCACCUGCGGAAGUGUCCACAUAUGUCGAGGGAUUUUCGACGUCACCGAGUUUGUCACCAGAGAUCAUAGCAAAACGCAAGGCAAGGCUGGACCGCCUGAAGUCGGAGAGCGCAGAGCGAUGGGCAUCCCGAAAGCGCCGACGUCGCACUCGUGGCUGGGCUGGACUUCCAGCAGAUCCUCCAGGACCUCCACGAUUCCCUUCGGAGACCACCAUCGACGAGAGCAAGCAGUAUCUCAGUCUGGACAACGUCAUGUACCGCCAACUCCGCGAUAGGUUUCAACGGAUCUGCGAGGAGGCUGGAUUCAUAAAGAAAACAAUUGCAGGCCCGGAAAAAUGGCAAGCAGCGAAAGACAAACUGAUUCAGGAAACCCCACACCUUCAGCAGGUUUUCAAUACCGAGCCCAACGAGCGUGAUGCGAAAGUUCUCGCUUUAGAUGUUGUCUGCACGGAUGUCACUAAACGGAUGAGAACGUUAGAGCGGAGGAUGACCAUUGCCGAGGCAAAGAAUGCCCUGGGUGUCAACCCUGAGGAAAGUCGUCAGAUCCGGAAUGCUUUCUACGACACCCUCAAAAUGGACCAUUUCACAAGCAAGCUGGAAGCAGGCGACGAGCACUGGAAGGAAUUGAAAGCACAAUGGAUCCGUGAUACACCUCUACUCCAGCGAAUCCUGGAGCCCGGAGAGGCUGACCCUCACCACAUAACCAAAUUGAAAGCCAUGGAGGUAUUAUGUCGCGACGUGAUGAAACGACUGCGUGAUGACCAAACCAAGCGGGACCCGGCCCGGAAGAGAUCGCGUGCCGCAUCGCGCGCCGAGUCACAGAACCCCACGCGGAGCAGCGCCACGCCUGUGAGCAAUAUUCUUGGGAAUGAAAUCAGCAAUGGCAUCAGCACACUGGCAUCCCAAGCUCUUGCAAGUGCCCCAAUUACCUCCAGUGAGAUUGGGGAUAUGCAAAUCGACCCUUCACUGCUCCAAGCAGCGAAUGAUCCUUCGUCUUAUUCGUCCAAUGCCCAACACGAAGCCGGCAGCGCCUUUGAAUAUAUGGACCCCAUGUUACACUCCGCGUUGCUCAACACCGAUGUCAUUCUCCAAAUCCGUCCGCAUAAUAACCUCCCUGCAAAUACUUCAAGAACCUGGACCGAGAAAUUGAAUUCUCGAACGCUUGAGGAAAUCCGGCAAUUAGUAGCCAACCGGUAUCCAUACUCAAUCGUCAACAAGAUCGAGGGAGUUGGUAAGGAUGAACAUGGGAACGACACCUCUUUUGGUAUUGACGAAGAUCAUGAAUUGGAUGCUUAUUUGACGCAUGUGCAUGAAAGAAAGCCUUUGCUGGUCUUAACGCUACAGGGUUGA
Messenger RNA from Penicillium longicatenatum, 1809 nucleotides. RefSeq names its product Clr5 domain-containing protein. The transcript has 2 exons. Lineage: Eukaryota; Fungi; Ascomycota; Eurotiomycetes; Eurotiales; Aspergillaceae. The record is from RefSeq and is a predicted model, not a curated record. Bases 1 to 1809 code for a protein of 602 amino acids.